Messenger RNA from Danio rerio (zebrafish), 562 nucleotides. The record is from RefSeq and is a predicted model, not a curated record. NCBI's taxonomy places the organism in Eukaryota, Metazoa, Chordata, Actinopteri, Cypriniformes, Danionidae.
AGACGACAGCAGAAUCAUGGUUGCUCUCAGUUUAUUGCUAACCUUGAUUUUACUGAACUCAAGCCUGCUGAUAUCAGCAAGUGGUGGACAUGAUGGUCACGAACAUGGUCACGGUGGACAUGAUCAUGGUCGACAUGAUCAUGGUCACCGUCAUGACUAUGACUACUGUAGGAGGUCCUCUAACACUGUAACUGCAUGUGAGGGCUCUAUCCUGCGUUUGUCCUGUCCUGUAUAUUCUAAAAUCAGGGUCCUUGCUGCAAACUAUGGCCGUACAGAUAGAAAAACCUGCAUUAAGAACCGUCCACCAGGUGAAAUCCGAAAUACCAACUGCCGUUCAUCCAGCUCCCUGUCCAUAGUGUCAUCAUGGUGUGAUGGACGUCAGAGCUGCAAUGUACCAGCCACCAACAGUGUAUUCUCUGAUCCCUGUUAUGGCACAUACAAGUACCUGGCAGUCAAAUACUGCUGCACGCGUCGUAGGAGCUGAUUUUGUCUGAUUUCUCUGCCAGCGUCUCCCCUACAUUGACGUUUAACUUUUUAAAAUAAAUGCUUAAUGCAAAGAGUU